GCUAAGCUAUUUCGCAUAGCGGUAAGCGCCUCGAUAACGACUGACUGAGCGUAGUGCCAGUGGUGCCCGGUCGACCGCCAUUUUGUUUAGUCAAACACGGCGUAGUGAAAAUUAAACCAACGCAUAGCAAAAGUUAAGAAAACAGUUGUUUAUUUCGUCAAAGUUUAAUUUAGAAGUUCUGUAUAUUUAUUACAAUAAUGUCUGGAGGCAGUAGUGCGAACCGGAAUGAGUGCAGAAUAUACGUAGGAAACCUACCCCCUGAUAUAAGGACAAAGGACAUUCAAGAUUUAUUUUAUAAGUUUGGCAAAGUUACAUUUGUUGAUUUGAAAAACAGAAAAGGCCCUCCAUUCGCUUUUGUGGAAUUCGAAGAUCCGAGAGAUGCAGAUGAUGCUGUUAGAGCUAGAGAUGGCUAUGACUAUGAUGGAUACAGGCUGAGAGUGGAGUUUCCACGUGGUGGUGGAGGUGGUGGUGGCAGGGGUGGCCGUGGUGGCGGAGACAGGUUUGGGGGCAGACCUGCUGCACGAGGCCCACCUGCUAGGAGGUCAGAGUACAGGGUCAUGGUUACUGGGCUACCACCAUCAGGUUCAUGGCAGGAUCUGAAAGACCACAUGCGUGAGGCAGGUGAUGUGUGUUUUGCUGACACAUUCAAAGAUGGUUCUGGUGUGGUGGAGUUCCUUCGUCAUGAAGACAUGAAAUAUGCCGUGAAGAAGCUUGAUGACUCUCGUUUCCGCAGUCAUGAGGGUGAAGUAUCAUACAUCCGAGUGAAGGAAGACUAUGGGAACAAUGAUCGUUACAGUGGAGAUAGAGACAGGUCCAGGUCAUACUCUCCACGACGUGGUCGCGGCUCACCGACGUACUCGCCCGUUCGUCGCUCGUACUCGCGGGACCGCAGCCGCUCACGGGACCACGCCUACUGAACGCCGCUGGCGCGCGGCGGGCGGCGGCUUCUGCGGCGACUUCUAAUCGCUUUAUAUACACUACAUACACCCCUCAAACUUCACUCUUUCAAAUGUGUUAGAUAUCUGCUCUACUGGGCUGUGACGUACUACUAAACUAUGUAGGCAAAAUUUUAUUGCAAUGUGUGUACUAUAAAUUGAGUUAUUCGGUCGACGAUUUAUAUUUUAAUGAUAAUAAGUUAUAAACGUAAACAACAUGAAUUAAGUUUUAAAGCGAUUUAAUUAACGACACAGGCCAGUUACUCUGCAACCACAGACUUUUAGUUAUAAAAUUGUAUUUGUGCAGCGACAGCGAUUAGCUACCAAUACCGUAAGGGAAACAUUGACAAAGUGUACACAAAUAGGAAAAUGUAAUGUUUGAUUAUAUCUUUGUUACACGUUGACAACUUCCCAUAUAAUUCGCUGUCGGCGCAAACCUGUAGCAAUCGUGUAACAAGUUGGUAAUAAGAUAAUAAACAGUUGUUUUUUUGUUUCAUCCACUGUGGAUCGGAUCUGAUCGGAUUGGGCUCGUUGUGGCGUUUGGUGGUCCUGAGAUGUGAGGGAUCUCUAGGAUACGAUAGGAUUCAAACGAAAGGAUAGGACGCGCGCACUCACCGCUCCAAGGAUUUCGGGAUCUCGUGGGAUCUGGAUUUUGGGAUCUUAGCGGAUCAGGAUAUCGGGAUCUUACUGGAUUUACGGAUUUUAAAGGAUUUAUUCAUUUCGUUCAGCACGGAUCACGGAUCUUUGGUAUGAUUUUGAAUUUAUUGCAAAAUAACUUUGUUGAGUGCACGCUCCGAUUGUUUUUGCUUUUCGAUGUGACGCGGAGACCCGCUUCGCUCAUUACAUACGUCACUAGUCUAGAGCUAACGUGUCAUACGAGCAUGCUUGAGCUUAACCUCUCUCCGAGCAGACGACUCACGGCAGCUUAAUGGGCCCAAGGGUAGAUAGGUCACUAGACAAGAUAGGAAUAUUGCGGUUUAGUUUGAAAUUUGACAUUGUAAGCGGUACAUUUUAAAUUUGCGGUCAUAAUAAUUAGUGUAUAACCUCCGUAAAGCUGGUAACGGGCCUAAUUCUACCCCCGAAAUUACACCGACCAAUCGGAGUGCAUUUAACUAACAUCGCGCUUGUGAUUGGUCGGUGUCAACCGAAUAAAAUACGCAGUAAAAUAAUUUCGGUCAUUUUUUAAAUAGAUUUGACGACGAGUGUGUAUUGUAUAUUAUAAUAGAUACGUCUGCAUUCCAACAACUUUAGUUUGAUGGAUUUUAAUAAAUAUUCAAAAAUA
Molecule: messenger RNA, 2217 nt
Organism: Pieris napi
Lineage: Eukaryota; Metazoa; Arthropoda; Insecta; Lepidoptera; Pieridae
Gene: SF2
Product: serine/arginine-rich splicing factor 1A
Exons: 6
Coding region: 198-917 (239 amino acids)
Cellular component (GO): cytoplasm; nucleus; ribonucleoprotein complex
Molecular function (GO): mRNA binding
Source: RefSeq, a predicted model, not a curated record